UCGCCUUCCUCGGGCUCAGAGCCGCGCGCCGCCUGCUCCUCCUUCCUCCCCGGGUGCCCGCGGCGAUGUUUAACCGCGCCGUGAGCCGGCUGAGCAGGAAGCGGCCGCCGUCAGACCUCCAUGACAGCGACAGCAGCUCCAGCAGCAGCCACCAGACCCUCAGGAGCACGGCCAGAUGGGCAGCAUCCUUGGAGAAUCUGCUGGAAGACCCAGAAGGCGUCAAAAGAUUUAGGGAAUUUUUAAAAAAGGAAUUCAGCGAAGAGAAUGUUUUGUUUUGGCUGGCGUGUGAAGAGUUUAAGAAGAUGCAAGAUAAGAAGCAGAUGCAAGAAAAGGCAAAGGAGAUCUACGUGACCUUCCUGUCCAGUAAGGCCUCGUCACAGGUCAACGUGGAGGGCCAGUCUCGGCUCAACGAGAAGAUCCUGGAAGAACCACACCCGCUGAUGUUCCAGAAACUUCAGGACCAGAUCUUCAAUCUCAUGAAAUAUGACAGCUACAGCCGCUUCUUGAAGUCGGACUUGUUUUUGAAACACAAGCAAACUGAGGAAGAGGAAGAGGACCCGCCCGAUACUCAAACUGCAGCCAAAAGGGCUUCCAGAAUCUAUAACACCUGACCCGGCCCCAGCCCCCCAGGGGCUGCCGGCCCGAGGAUGCUGGGGACCUCUCUGUCCGGACCGUGCGGGGUUUAGGAUCGCUUUGCUCUUUGCAAGGACUGGGAUGUACAACCCCUUUUGUGGGAUAGGCCUAUUUUAUUAACUGCUUGACCAGUUUUGCAUGACGGCUAAUUUUCCCUUAACGAAACAAACCGAUAGCUUUGGCAUUUUAGUUCACAAGACAGAGAUUCCUUCAACACUGGACACUUUGAGCAAUUUUAGAGCUUGAUUAAAUCUCUUGUGAGGCCACCAGGUGAAGCCUAUGGCCAUCUCUGA
Molecule: messenger RNA, 926 nt
Organism: Ochotona curzoniae (black-lipped pika)
Lineage: Eukaryota; Metazoa; Chordata; Mammalia; Lagomorpha; Ochotonidae
Gene: RGS10
Product: regulator of G protein signaling 10
Exons: 5
Coding region: 66-611 (181 amino acids)
Biological process (GO): regulation of G protein-coupled receptor signaling pathway
Molecular function (GO): G-protein alpha-subunit binding; GTPase activator activity
Source: RefSeq, a predicted model, not a curated record